AAUGAAUAAAAAAAUAAAAUGAUAAAAGAAAAUAAAAGAAAAUUAAUACAGAAAAAAUAUGAAUACAACAAAAGACUAUCGACACCCAUCCACCAAUUCUACUGAUAAAAUUGAUACCGCACACAAAUGUUAUCAAUAUUGCCAACAUGAAAAUAAAAAUGAAGGUAUAACAAGAUCUUUGUCUUCAUCAAAAAUAUUGGAACACCAAACUAUGUCUGAUGAGUACUAUUUAGAUGAAAAUGAUGAAGUUACUUUUUUACUUCGAUUAAGACCAUCUCCUUCACCACCAAGUGUACGAAAAUUUCGUCGAAAUAGUGUUGAUGUUAUACCAAUAAGACGUGUAAAUAAUGCAACAACAUCCGUUUCCGGUGUGUUAGAAAACACAGAUAGUUGUUAUUCUGCAAAUAUUAAUUCACCAUCUCCGUUACCUGCAUCAUCCCCAUAUGGAUGGGAUAUUAUAGUUGAACAGCAUCAUCAUGAUGGAAUUGGGAAUAUAUUUCGAGCAUCAUCGCCAACACGUUCUUCUUUUGUUUAUUCACCACCUCCGCCACCGUUACCACCUAGAUCAUCUAUACAACCAUCUGCUCCACCAGCUCCGGUGGAGAUUAUGAAACCAUUUGGAAAUAUAAACAACAUUAUUGAAUGGCAAUCAACGUCAUCAGAUCGACCAUUUGAACAACAAUCACAACCAUAUUUAAACAAACAAGAUGCAUAUUAUAAACCAUUUGAAGAAUAUAAAAAUAUUGAAUCAUUAUACGAUUUAAAAUUAAAUGAAGUUUCACCUCUUGGUGGUACAACAACAGCAACAAACUGUAAACGAAGUAGCAUAGAUUUAAUAGAACAACAACGCAAUUCAAUAGGUACAGAUGUUACACCAAGUUACAUGUUUACAAAACCGAUUAGUUCACCAAAAAUGACACCAAAAUAUAAACAUAGUGGUGGAUUUAAUAGUGGUUCAAUAUCGAAGUUAAAUAGUGCUAUUUUACCAAUAUCACAACAAUCUAAUAUCAUGAAUUAUGGGCAGUAUAAUAGUGAUACAAAUUAUGAUCAAUGCGGAUUACCUGCAUUACCACCUCGAUCAUCAGCACAACAACAAUAUCAUAACAAUGUACCACAACAGCAUUAUAAUAUAAUGAAACCACCUAAAAGUUCAUCACCAAAACCAAUUCGACCACCAAAACCAUUCAAUUUAAUGCAAAAUAGUAUGAAUAAUUCAAAACAAACAUAUCAACAACUGAUGUUUGACGAAACUACAUCGUCAGUGGUAGAAGGAACUAAUAUUCAUAAUGUAACUAGCCAAAAUAAUUGUGCUAUGAAUAAUAAUAAUAACAACAAAAUGAUUGGACCAAACUCAAGUAAUAAUAUACAAAGAUAUGUUACACAUGACUACAACUACAAUAAUGUACAUCAAGUUGCCGAUACUACAAAUAAUAAAAAUGGUAUUGUUGUUGGCAAAGGCGUUGUCUCAUCAACAUCAGCACCAUCAGUAUCAUCAGGAUCGUUGUUAACGGAAGAGACCGUUGUAACAACAGCAGUACCAGCUUCCUUGAACAAUAUUAUUGGGGUGUUUGUCUUCCUACAUUAUUGUAAAAAAGUUUUGAAUUAUAUGCCCGGUAAUAGUAAAACAUCCUUGUAG
Messenger RNA from Chrysoperla carnea, 1636 nucleotides. RefSeq names its product myb-like protein A. The record is from RefSeq and is a predicted model, not a curated record. The coding region runs from base 59 to 1636 and encodes 525 amino acids. The transcript has 5 exons. Lineage: Eukaryota; Metazoa; Arthropoda; Insecta; Neuroptera; Chrysopidae.